AUGAAUUGGGCAGACUUGGUGAUCACGAUAGGCGGGGACGGCAUGUUCCUUCUAGCCUCGAAAUUAAUUACGAACAACAGGAAGCCUGUAUGCGGGAUCAAUCCAAAUAUCUCGAAGGAGAACACUUUCACGGUCCCUUCGAAGUACGUGGCCGAUAUCGAGCGCAUAUUCGAGAAACUGUACAGAGGAGACUACGAUACAUUGAUGAGGAGUCGUAUAAAAACGAUAAUGGUCGGGGAGGGACUUUUUAGACGACCCUUUCAUAUACACGAGAAGAGCCGCGAGUUCGGGGAGAGAAGACACAAAGUUCUUACACGAUCGAUACAAAGGAAAAUAGAGGACUCCCUUCAACCCCGUGAGAGGACCUUACCUUGGCUGGCGUUAAACGAAGUGUUUAUAGGGGAAUUUUUGGCAGCAAGGCCGAUUACAUUAUUCCUUGAUAUCGAGGAACAAAAAUCGUACAAAAUUCGAUGUUCAGGUAUGUGCAUUUGCACGGGUACGGGUUCCCGAUUUUGGUAUAAAACUAUAAACAUACAGUCGGCUGAAACUGUUGAAAAAAUCGUGGAAAUUGCAACCGGCCAAAAGCUAAGCCGCCACGAAAUUUACAAAAUAUUGAAGAAAUAUCAUCGGGCUCUCAUCUAUUCUGAAGAGGAUUUAAACAUGACGUACAUGAUCCGCGAGAUGCAUCACAAUUCACGUUGCGAGAGAAACAAUUGCCCCAGCAAACAAAAGUGCAACAAGCUUUCCGUGAAGUCUUCUGGCUUUGAUGCUGGCAUCAUGAUAGACGGAAGCAUCUCUAUGCCUUUCAACGAUGGAGUUGUCGCCACUUUCGAAAUCAAACCUGAAUAUUCAUUGAAAACUAUCAUUCUCACAUGA
Messenger RNA from Apis laboriosa (Himalayan honeybee), 876 nucleotides. RefSeq names its product NAD kinase 2, mitochondrial-like. Lineage: Eukaryota; Metazoa; Arthropoda; Insecta; Hymenoptera; Apidae. The transcript is spliced from 5 exons. The record is from RefSeq and is a predicted model, not a curated record. Gene Ontology annotation, biological process: NAD+ metabolic process. Gene Ontology annotation, molecular function: NAD+ kinase activity. Gene Ontology annotation, cellular component: mitochondrion. The coding region runs from base 1 to 876 and encodes 291 amino acids.